Neogale vison (American mink) is the source of this 1122-nucleotide messenger RNA. Its product is annotated as zinc finger protein 239-like. NCBI's taxonomy places the organism in Eukaryota, Metazoa, Chordata, Mammalia, Carnivora, Mustelidae. The transcript has 3 exons. The record is from RefSeq and is a predicted model, not a curated record.
AUGAAGGACACAGAUGAGCAGCCAGAUGAAGAGAUACAGAGGACGAGGUCUGAAAGGAGCUUCCUGCCGCUGGAGUUCCGGUGCUCCACCCACCCUGGUGGAAGGAGCACAUCUGUGCUCAUAAUCCGGAAGCUCUCCACACCUCAUACUUCAGUUCUUAAUAUAACUCAGAGAACACACAUAGGAGACAAAGUCUAUGAAUGUAAUGAAUGUGGAAAAACAUUCUGCAAAAAGUCAAAACUCACCAAACAUCAGAACACACAUACAAGAGAGAAACCCUAUGAAUGUAAGGAAUGUGGGAAAUGCUUCUCUCACAAAUCUCUCCUCACUUUACAUCAGUGAGGCCACACAGGAGAGAAACCCUAUGAAUGUAAGGAAUGUAGAAAAAGCUUCUACCAUAAGUCAUAUAUCACAGUACACCAGAGAAUUCACACAGGGGAGAAGCCAUAUGAAUAUAAUCAAUGUGGAAAAACCUUCGUAAGUAACUCAGUCCUCACAGUACAUCAGAAAACACACACAGGCGAGAAACCCUAUGAGUGUAAUCAGUGUGGGAAAUUCUUCUCUAGAAACUCCUACCUCAGAGUACAUCUGAGAACUCACACAGGGGAGAAGCCCUGUGAAUGUAAAGAAUGUGGGAAGUUCUUCUCUAGGAAUUCAUACCUGACAGUACACCAGAGAACUCACACAGGAGAGAAACCCUAUGAGUGUAAAAAACGUGGGAAGACCUUUUGCCAUAACUCAGUCCUCAAUUCACAUCAGAGAACUCACACAGGUGAGAAGCCCUAUGGAUGUAAUCAGUGUGGGAAGUCAUUUUCUGAGAAAUCAGUUCUCACAGUACAUCAGAGAAUACACACAGGGGAGAAACCUUAUAAGUGUAGUGCAUGUGGAAAGUCCUUCUAUCAUAAGUCAGAUCUCACUAAGCAGCAGAGAACACAUACAAGAGAGAAACCCUAUGAAUGUAAUCAUUGUGGGAAAACCUUCAGUUGCAACAUGGACCUCAAAGUACAUCAGAGAAUACACAUAAGAGAGAAACCCUGUGAAUGUAUCGAGAGUGAGAAAACCUCCAAGAAAUCAGUUAUCACAGUACAUCCAAGGUUACACACAGGGGAAGAAAAUUUAUGA